Molecule: messenger RNA, 708 nt
Organism: Vidua macroura (Pin-tailed whydah)
Lineage: Eukaryota; Metazoa; Chordata; Aves; Passeriformes; Viduidae
Product: collagen alpha-2(I) chain-like
Exons: 3
Coding region: 76-708 (210 amino acids)
Source: RefSeq, a predicted model, not a curated record
UGCUGGCCGGCCCGGUGCCGCCGGUGCGUGGCCCGGUGCCACCCGGCCCGGUGCGGCGGAGCCCGGCGGGGCAGGAUGCGAGCCCCGAGGCGGAGGGAGCCCUGCAGCAGUGACACUGUGCCAGCCGCGCUCCCCGGAGCCAGACGCAUGGCGGGUUCCCAAGAAGGGCUGUGGGGUGAAGGUGAUGAGGACGCUGUGCCAGCCGAGCCGAGGGGGUCCAGCGGCCCCCCGGGUGCCCAGCCCCAGCCUGACCCCUUGGUGCAGACGUGUCUCCUCCGGGAUCUGGAGAUGGGUCCCCUCGCCCACACGCAGACCUUGCGGGACUUUGAGCAGGUGAGACCGCGGGGCGCUGGGACCCCGCAUGGCACCGCCACGGCCCUCCCGGCACUGCCGGGCGCUUGCGGGAUUCAUGCCGGGUCCGCUGGUCGCAGCAGCGGGGUGUGGAGCGCAGGAGGGGCGGCGGGGCAGGCGGUGGUGGCAGAAGGGGCCGAGCCCGGCCGGGCGCCACGCUCCCCUCACCGCCCUCACGGCUGCGGCGCGUGGGGGCCUCCGGGGCUCGGGUUUCACCAACCCGCUGUCCCCGCUCCAGCGAUUCCUCAAAUAGCUCUGGGAGGCGGAAAAAAAAGAGGAAAGGGAGAGCAGCGGGGCCAGCGACGGGAGCUGCGGGCGGGCAGGGAGCCUAGGCUGUGUCCCGGCGGCGCCAUGUGA